Molecule: messenger RNA, 478 nt
Organism: Drosophila ananassae
Lineage: Eukaryota; Metazoa; Arthropoda; Insecta; Diptera; Drosophilidae
Exons: 3
Coding region: 16-330 (104 amino acids)
Source: RefSeq, a predicted model, not a curated record
UUUUAACGCUCUAAGAUGCGUCUAGCUGUCGGAAUAUCCUUGGUCUUUGCGGUAUUUCUUUUGGCUGACAGUGAAGCCGCCGUAUAUAGUGGGAUCUUCAAGGAUCCUGCUCACCCUGGAAAGUGUGUCGUGGAAGGACUCGUGCUUAACUCUGGUCAGACUGCACGCCAUCCCAAAAAAUGUGAGCGGGUCCAUUGCGGCGAAAAUGGCAAUGUAGAAUUCCACACAUGCGGUGCUUAUGGACUUACUCUUGGCAAAAGGAUUUUACUUAGCAGCUUGCUGAUAACUUUCAUCCAAAAGCCCUAUCAGCCCUAUUCAAUAUCGAAAUAAUAAUUUAUUUUCGAAUGCAUUGGAAAGAUCUUAGAAUGUUUAAUUAUUUCAUUUUAUGCCCAGAAUUUUAUGAAAUUAUUGUCAAAUAGUUUAUGUUUUAUAUGUAAAUGUUUUACUUUCUAGUUUUUAGAUUCGACAACUUUAAUAA